Molecule: messenger RNA, 3876 nt
Organism: Rhineura floridana
Lineage: Eukaryota; Metazoa; Chordata; Lepidosauria; Squamata; Rhineuridae
Gene: PLBD2
Product: phospholipase B domain containing 2
Exons: 12
Coding region: 335-2023 (562 amino acids)
Biological process (GO): phospholipid catabolic process
Cellular component (GO): extracellular region
Molecular function (GO): glycerophospholipase activity
Source: RefSeq, a predicted model, not a curated record
CUAAACCUUUGAGAGGAACGCCUAGUUGUGUGAAAGGAAAACAUCGGAUUGGAAGCUGUUAUAAUUACCAUUGAGCAAGAAGCGUGGACCUUGAAAAGCUGUUGUGAUGGUGAAAGCAGCUUCUUUAGUAGGAAGCCUGAAGGGGUGGAGAGCCGCUGCCAGUCAGUGUCGACAAUAUACAAUAUUCGACAAUAUAAAGCAUCUCGACGGGGCUCACUCCCACAAGAGCAGCCUUCGCUGACCAACUUCCCAAACCUUCCUUCGGAGGCAGGGCAAGGGGCCGGCGCUUCGGCGGCGCAAGAGCGAGGCUCCCUCCUGGGGCCGCCGGUGGCGCAUGGCGCAAUUCCUCCCUCUCCUUCUCUUGGCUCUGGCGCAGGGCGCCCGCCCGCCGCCGCCUCCUCCCUUCCCCGGCCCCCGCUCGGUACCGAACCGCAGCUGCUCGGUGGUGCUGGACGCCGUUUCCAGGCAGCUGAAGACCCUGAACGGCUGGGCCCCCGCCGCCGUCGCCUGGGCGAACCUGACCGAUGGCAUCCGCGACACUGGAUGGGCCUCCCUGGAGCUCAUAACCAAUGACAAGUUUAACGACAGCAUCCAGGCCUACGCGGCAGGGCUGGCUGAAGCAGCUGUGUCUCAGCAGCUCAUCUACAUGCAUUGGAUGAACACCAAAGUGGGCUACUGCGGGCCCUUGAUGGCCCAGACCACCGAUUACUGCCAGAAGCUGAAGAAUUACAUCGAAAGCAACCUGGCUUGGAUGGAGCAGCAGAUGGAGGCGGCGGAAGACUCUGCCUACUGGCACCAGGUACGCCUUGCCUUGCUGCAGUUGAAAGGCCUUGAGGAUGGUUAUAGCGGACGGGUGGCCUUCCCAGUUGGCAAAUUCUCCAUUGCCCCCUUUGGCUUACUCUUGUUCCAGAUGUGGGGCGAUUUGGGAGAUCUGCAAGUGGCUUUCAACAAAUCUGGGAAGCCGCCCAUCCCUGAUUCUGAUUCCUGCUCAGCCUUCAUCAAGCUGUUGCCCGGCAACCAAGAUCUCCUUGUCUCCCACGACACUUGGACCUUUUACCGGAGUAUGCUCCGCAUGCUGAAGAAAUACACCUUGCCAUUCCGGACUUCAGCCCACAGUGACGGCUUGAUCCCCGGGUUCACCCAGGCUUUCUCCUCGUAUCCGGGCACCAUCUUCUCGGGAGAUGAUUUCUACAUCUUGAGUAGUGGAUUGGUGUCUCUGGAAACCACCAUUGGGAACAACAACAGCACCCUGUUGAAGUACAUCCAGGCUAAGGACAGCGUCUUGGAAUGGCUGCGCAACAUCGUGGCCAAUCGGCUGGCGACGAGCGGAAGGGAGUGGGCGACCAUAUUCCAGAAGUUCAACAGCGGCACGUACAAUAACCAGUGGAUGAUUGUGGAUUAUAAGUCUUUCGUCCCAGGCAAGGCCAGCCUCCAGGAGGGCGUCCUCACAGUUCUGGAGCAGAUUCCGGGCAUGGUGAUUUCGGACGACAAGACCCAACUGCUGUACCAAGAGGGCUACUGGGCAAGCUACAAUCUGGCGCACUUUCCAGAAAUCUUCAAUGCCAGUGGCAUUCCUCAGCUGGUGCAGAAAUACGGUGACUGGUUCACCCAUGAAAAGAACCCCCGGGGCCAGAUAUUCCGGCGCAACCAGACACUCAUCCGGGACAUGGACUCUAUGAUCCAGCUUAUGAGGUACAACAACUUCCCAAAGGACCCGCUCUCCCGGUGCCAAGGCUGUGAUCCGCCACAGAACGCUGCAAAUGCUAUUGCCGCCCGAUCAGACCUCAACCCCGCUAAUGGCACAUACCCCUUUUGGGCCAUGCGCCAGAGGCCCCAUGGAGGGACUGAUAUGAAGGUGACUUCCUUUGAGAUGGCCAAGAACUACAGUUUUGUUGCCGCCAGCGGGCCAACCUGGGACAACUUGCCCCCUUUCCAGUGGAGUUCUUCUCCCUUUCGCAACCUGCUACACAUGGGCCACCCCGACCUCUGGAGAUUCUCGCCCGUCCGGGUCCGCUGGGGCUGAUGCCUGGGAGGGAGUCAGACUUCCCCCAUCACGCAGGGCUUCAGGCUGGGUGCGAUCCCAGCUGGUCCCACACAGCUUUGUGGGCGCAUGUUGCACACUCUCUUGAAGGAAUGAGGGAGGGGUUCUUUUUUAAAAAAACUCUCCAAAGGCUGAGAACAUUUGAUAAUGAAGGGAUAUAUUCAGGGGUCUUUGUGUGAUGCGAUUCAAAGGGUUUGCAGGAAAAGCACUAUCUUUGGCUGCCUGAGAAUGUUGGCUUUCUGUUUGCUUGUGUUUUUUAAAAAAGGUUCUAGCCCUUAUGGCUGCAAAUAUACCCUUACAAGAGGGCAGCUCAAUGUCUGCUGCAAUCUCAUUCGGCUAGAUGGGUGGCUGAAUAAGACUGCUGGAACUCCAGGGUGGAGGAAUUAUUGGGGAGGGAGGGAGGUGCUUCAUCGAAUCUGCAAGCCCCACCUCCUGAACCCGUAUCAAUUUUAGCCUAAACAUGCCUCCCCCUAGAGCAGCCUAAAAAUAGUGGUUAAGGGGGUUAUUACAAAAAGGAUGCAGGACAUUUCCCCAUCUCUCCCCCCCCCCCGUUAUGCUAUACAUAAUUUCUUGGAAAACCUACUGUAAGGUAUGCAAAAUAGUCAUACUUGCAGAAUCGGUAAUGUAAAAUAAAUGAAAUUAUUGCUGGGCUUGAGUAAGCGGGGCUGGUUGAGAGAUGCUGUUUUUCAUGCUGCAGAAUGUUCAGUCUCUUUGAGCACAGGAUCCACGACAGCCCACAAUUUGUGUGCACCUCUUGGUGCCCAAGAGAUAGAAUAAGACUUGGGCUUCCUUUCCCUGCUUUUUCCUCCUCUGCCUGCUGCUUGCUUGAACUUGAAAAGCUUCACCAAUAUCCCUGCAAGAUUCAAGACCUCAAGACCUCCUUCUUGCCUGCAGGCAUUUUGUGCACCUACAGGGGCACUCUGGCUUCUUGCAGCUCCUGGCGCAACAUAGUAGAUUCUGCAAGUCUGAAGCCUGUCUUCCCCCUUCCCCACUUUAGUCAAUGUCAGUUUUGUAUCCUAAUUACAAAUAUGAAAAAUACCAAACAACAAACAAAAUAAGUUGCUUAGGAAUUAUAAGGGACAUCUAUCCUCUCUCUUUGCCUCCUUCUGCUGCUCCUUGAGCCAAAAGAGAUGGAUCUAUCUGUUGGUAGCAUAAGCUGUGCCCCUGUGGAUCAGGGUACAUGGGUGUGUUGGUGAGACAUAUGAAGGAUUUUUCUGUCUUGCCUCGUCUGAUCAAAAGUUUGAACCUUUUUGAUUUUGUGUUUGUCUUAAUAUCAACGCCAACUUGUCUCCCCAUGUGUUGUGUGCCGCUGAACGGCUUCAACAGGUUCCCUCUUCAGCUACGCACAUUCCUGAAGGGAUCCCAUCACAGUAAUCUUGAGAAAUCACCAGUUAGGUACAUGCAAUCAUGAGAUUGAUUUAUGUCCCUUUCUCCCUGCCUUCCCAUCUCUCUCUCUUUCGCACAUACUUCUCUCUCUCUCUCUCUCUCUCUGACACAUGUACACAACACUUGCGCACGUCCCUCACGCACAGCUCUUUUUCGCACACAUGCUUCUCUGCCCCCCUCUCACAAACAGACCAUAAUGCCAGUGCUAUUUCAGGUUAUGUUGGCAGAAACAGUGGCUCCAAUUCAGAGAAAGCUGGUGGUGUUUCUGUGCAACUUCUGUGGAUCAGAGCUGUUGUUCGUUCCCAUGAACUCGAAUCUAGUAGUAUGGCUUUGCUUUCCGCCGAUCCAACCCUGGCUGGACUAUUAUCUUUGGACCUGGACUCCUAGAAGGUUGUUAAAAAGUUGGAACGGCUGCAGCGAUAGCACUACAAAGGUGAUAAAGAGUUGGG